AUGAAGCCCCUCGGAAACCCGGACAGGGUCGACAAGCUAUGGGAGGUCAUCGACACCCGGAGACAGGGCUACGUGGACUUUAAUGGCUUGAGGAAGGGCCUUCGAAAGAUGGAUCAUCCCCUCAAAAAUGCAGACUCUAUGCUUCGGCAAGUUUUCAACACGGUAGAUACGAGCGGUGAUGGUCGAAUCCAAUAUGGAGAAUUUCGCGACUUUGUCUCCAGUGCCGACGAAGCGUUGUGGGAGUUAUUCAAAAGCAUUGAUCGCAAUAACAACGGAGAAAUAGACAGGUCGGAAUUGAAAGAUGCAUUUUCAAGUGCGGGGAUUACAGUAUCAAGCUCUAUGCUUGAUGAAUUUUUGGCUCAAAUGGACCGGAAUCAUGACGGGGUUAUAAGCUAUAAUGAGUGGAGAGACUUCCUACUCUUCCUACCAACCGAAGCCACCAACUUGCGCACCGUGCUGUCAUACUACAAGGCAACGGGAAAUCUAAACCCGGAAGGAGACGUCGACAUCAGUGAUACUCUACAGGGUUUAGGUAUUGGAAUCCCGACCCUGUCUCAUUUCUUACUCUAUGCCCUAGAAACUGCUCUAUACUGUGCCCUUCACGUUCCGCUCUCAAUAUUCAUGAAUGCCGCUCCAUUCAACCUGGUAGCUGUGGCAUAUGCAGAGACGCCCGAUGCUGAGCCAGCCUCCGAUCAGGACUCAAAGGUUGUGUUUGACAGGGAUGUUGAUGUUGAUGUUGAUGUUGAUCGUGAUUAUGAGCUGGAGUGGCUUUCUGUUUCCCAACCUGUAGCUAUGUGGCUGUCAGUACACUCUUUUGAACUGCAGUUGACCGACAUCUUCCCUCACUUAGGUUACUUUAUCGCCGGUGGAGUCGCUGGCGCCGUCUCACGGACAGCUACCGCACCCCUCGACCGUCUGAAAGUGUACCUCAUCGCCCAGACUGGCGUACGUGAAGAGGCUGUCCGUGCGGCUCAAAAAGGUGCCCCGGUGAACGCCAUGCGGAAGGGAAUCCAGAGUCUGGUCGAUGCGACGAAGGAGCUAUGGAAGGCGGGCGGGAUCCGCAGUCUUUUUGCUGGCAAUGGACUCAAUGUUGUCAAAAUCAUGCCGGAAUCUGCCAUCAAGUUUGGUGCCUACGAAUCAUCGAAACGGGCAUUCGCACGUCUUGAAGGACACAAUGAUACAAAAAAGAUCAGACCAGUUUCUCAGUUUUUGUCCGGUGGCUUUGGUGGCAUGGUAGCUCAAUGUUUCGUCUACCCUAUUGACACGUUGAAAUUUCGUAUGCAAUGCGAACUCGUCCAAGGAGGCGUCCAAGGCAACAAACUCAUCGCCGAAACUGCACGCAAAAUGUGGCAGAGCACCGGCGGCUUUGCCUUCUUCCGUGGCUUACCUCUCGGUCUCAUUGGCAUGUUCCCCUACGCGGCAAUUGAUCUAUCAACAUUUGAAUAUCUUAAACGAAGAAUCCUCGCACGAAAAGCGCGACAAGACAAAUGCCACGAAGAUGACGUGGUUCUGAGCAACUUUACGACUGGAGCCAUCGGUGCUUUUAGUGGUGCUCUAGGCGCAUCUUUCGUCUAUCCGCUUAACGUCCUGCGAACACGAUUACAAGCACAGGGCACAGUCCUACAUCCCACGACAUACGACGGUAUCAUGGAUGUGACGCGAACGACUUAUCGAGCCGAAGGUUUCCGCGGAUUUUACAAGGGCAUUACCCCAAACAUGCUCAAAGUUGCGCCGGCAGUAUCGAUCAGUUACAUUGUCUAUGAGAACUCGAAACGCUUCCUAGGUCUGAAAUAA
This is a messenger RNA of Talaromyces amestolkiae, 1794 nucleotides long. RefSeq lists its product as uncharacterized. Gene Ontology annotation, biological process: transmembrane transport. The coding region runs from base 1 to 1794 and encodes 597 amino acids. The record is from RefSeq and is a predicted model, not a curated record. Lineage: Eukaryota; Fungi; Ascomycota; Eurotiomycetes; Eurotiales; Trichocomaceae. Gene Ontology annotation, molecular function: ATP transmembrane transporter activity; calcium ion binding. The transcript has 7 exons.